Arctia plantaginis is the source of this 762-nucleotide messenger RNA. The record is from the annotation of a GenBank genome assembly. NCBI's taxonomy places the organism in Eukaryota, Metazoa, Arthropoda, Insecta, Lepidoptera, Erebidae.
AUGAAAGCAUGUUUAAUAGCGUUUUUAUACAUGUGUUUGUUGAUAAAGUGUGGGAGGGUGAAGAGAGUGAUCGGAGGUACUGCAGUAGAAUGUGGUAAACAACCUGAUGUAGCUUCGUUACGAAACUCGAGCAAUCUAAAACAUUUAUGUGGGGCCACUGUCAUAUCACCGCGUUUUGCUCUAACUGCAGCCCAUUGUGUGACAUCCAAAGCCGAUGAAUACGUACUGAAACUGAAUAAUGUUUGCGUUAAAGACCAUGACAUAGCCCCGUCAGCCACAAUUUUGGAAAUAAUUAUAAAUCAAUCAUAUGAUCCAGUCACGAGAGCGCACGACAUAGCCAUUUUGCGGUUUGCUGUUCUUGAUGACAUAACCUGGCUUAAACAUACAUUACCAAGAUCCUCCUUCGGUUUAUCAGGUGAAUGUGCAGUAUAUGGAUACGGUUAUCGAGACGUUCGAACAAAGGAAACUUCAGAGAUAUUGUUGGCCGGCACGUUGAGAAUAAUAUCAUUAGAUGAAUGUGAGAGGAGACUUGGUCCAUUCGUGACUCCAAAAUACGACCACGGCAUGUUGUGCGCUACUGGUGAUGGCAUCGACGCUUGCCAGGGCGACUCUGGCAGUCCUUUGAUUUGUGCUGGAGGUACAGUAGAGGGCAUCAGUAGCUACGGAAUGAGCUGUGCAGUGCCUGGUAUUCCCGGAGUUUACACAAGCGUGGGAUUUCAUUUGGAGUGGAUUCGAAAAGUUAUAAAAGAUGAGUGGAAUUAA